Guillardia theta CCMP2712 is the source of this 694-nucleotide messenger RNA. RefSeq lists its product as hypothetical. The record is from RefSeq and is a predicted model, not a curated record. Gene Ontology annotation, biological process: post-embryonic development. The transcript is spliced from 4 exons. NCBI's taxonomy places the organism in Eukaryota, Cryptophyceae, Pyrenomonadales, Geminigeraceae. The coding region runs from base 58 to 372 and encodes 104 amino acids.
CUCUUUUUUUGCUCGCGCCUGGUGGCAUUCGUUAGUACAAAAGAUCAUUACAACAUCAUGGGGAUUGACAACGUCGAAACAGCAAGAAUGGCAGCUAGAGAGUCGGUCGGCGCCUUCGAAGAUCCCAAGUGCGCUGCCGAGCUCGCGAGAAUACGGGGAGAAUGCGGGACUGACAUCGCGAAGUUCUUCAUGAUGGCCAUCCCUAAAGCCACGGAAAUUUUGUCUUCGGUCAUUGUAAAAUAUGGGUAUUCGCCAGACCAACAAGGGAGUCUGACAUUCACGGAGGAUCUAAAGAACUUUGAAUUCGAUCCUGAGAUCAAGGGACUGAGCGAGAGGGUCAAGUCACAAUUCGUCCCCUCGGCUCAGUCUUGAAUUGCCACGCUUUAGGGGAUGAUUGUGUGUGCACCUGCUCACUGGAAAUUUUCUUCGUGCACAUUCUUAUGGCAGAACGAGCGCAGAGAUGUUGUCCAUUUUUCCUUCAUCAUUCUCGUCGGAUCAUCGUGUUAAUCUCAUCAGCAGUUUUUCGGUCUUAGACUUGUUGUGGACACCUGUCUGCUCGCUGGUUUUUUGUCUGUUCUUAACACUUUAUGUAGCCUCUGUUGUGGUGUGCCUCUUGCCCAGUCCCUUCGUGAUGUAUGGGGAAUUUUGUUGAUAUUGAGUUUUGUGAGGAGCAACGUUACACUUGCGACUGAAU